AGAUCCGUCCUUUCUUCCCACCCUCUCUUGGCCUGCGCGGGGAAACCCUCCGGUCUAAGGAAGAACUGCAAGGGCAGGAUGCGGCCACGUGUGUAGGCAGUGGCUGGUACAGUGCUGACCUUUGCGGGGCGUGCCAAGAAAUGGCAUAUGGCCCUAUUCUUUGGACCCUAGAAGGCCAACUGCGGAUCCGGACUGCAGGAAGUGUCCAAAUGAGCAGAGACAAAUAACAGGCUGAACCAACACCUAGCUCCACUAGCUCCGCCCCGUAAUUAUCUUGAAUGGCAGUGGGCGUGGUUCUAGAGAGGGCGGGUCCGCGCACGCGCUGCCUUUGGGUUUGGGGGUUCCGGAAUUGUGACUCUGAGAAAUGAGAUGGAGAAGUACGAGCGGAUCCGAGUGGUGGGCAGAGGUGCCUUCGGGAUUGUUCAUCUGUGCUUGCGCAAAGCUGACCAGAAGCUGGUGAUCAUCAAGCAGAUCCCCGUGGAGCAGAUGACCAAGGAGGAGCGGCAGGCAGCCCAGAACGAGUGCCAGGUGCUCAAGCUGCUCAACCAUCCCAACGUCAUUGAGUACUACGAGAACUUCCUGGAGGACAAGGCCCUCAUGAUCGCCAUGGAGUACGCACCAGGCGGCACCCUGGCCGAGUUCAUCCAGAAGCGCUGUAACUCCCUGCUGGAGGAGGAGACCAUCCUGCACUUCUUUGUGCAGAUCCUGCUGGCGCUGCAUCACGUCCACAGCCACCUCAUCCUGCACCGGGACCUUAAAACCCAAAACAUCCUUCUCGAUAAACACCGCAUGGUCGUCAAGAUCGGCGACUUUGGCAUCUCCAAGAUCCUUAGCAGCAAGAGCAAGGCCUACACGGUGGUGGGUACUCCCUGCUACAUUUCCCCUGAACUGUGUGAGGGCAAGCCCUACAACCAGAAGAGUGACAUCUGGGCCCUGGGCUGUGUCCUCUAUGAGCUGGCCAGCCUCAAGAGGGCCUUCGAGGCUGCGAACCUGCCAGCGCUGGUACUGAAGAUCAUGAGCGGUACCUUCGCGCCCAUCUCUGACCGGUACAGCCCGGAGCUGCGCCAGCUGGUUCUGAGUCUGCUCAGCCUGGAGCCCUCCCAGCGGCCGCCGCUCAGCCACAUCAUGGCGCAGCCCCUCUGCAUCCGGGCGCUCCUCAACCUGCACACGGACCUGGGCAGUGUCCGCAUGCGGAGGGCAGAAAAGCCCUUGGCCACUGGGCCACCCAUGACCCCGGGCAGUACAGGAAGCAGGACCACCAGCGCCCGGUGCAGAGGCGUCCCCCGGGGACCUGCACGGCCAGCCAUCCCGCCACCGCUGUCGUCGGUGUACACGUGGGGCGGCGGGCUCAGCGCGCCACUCCGGCUGCCCAUGCUCAACACGGAGGUGGUCCAAGUGGCAGCCGGGCGCACGCAGAAGGCCGGCGUCACUCGCUCCGGGCGCCUCAUCCUUUGGGAGGCCCCGCCCCUUGGCGCAGGAGGCGGCGCCCUCCUGCCGGGGGCGGUGGAGCAGCAACAGCCCCAGUUCGUCUCCCGUUUCCUGGAGGGUCAGUCGGGUGUGACUAUCAAGCAUGUGGCCUGCGGGGACCUCUUCACCGCCUGCCUGACUGACCGAGGCAUCAUCAUGACCUUUGGCAGUGGUAGCAACGGGUGCCUAGGCCAUGGCAGCCUCAAUGACAUCAGCCAGCCCACCAUCGUGGAGGCCCUGCUGGGCUAUGAAAUGGUGCAGGUGGCUUGUGGGGCCUCUCAUGUGCUGGCCUUGUCCACUGAGCGAGAACUAUUUGCUUGGGGCCGUGGAGAUGGUGGUCGGCUGGGACUAGGCACCAGGGAGUCCCACAGCUGCCCCCAGCAGGUACCCAUGCCCCCAGGACAGGAAGCCCAGAGGGUUAUAUGUGGCAUUGACUCCUCCAUGAUCCUCACGGUGCCUGGCCGAGCCCUGGCCUGUGGGAGCAACAGGUUCAACAAGCUGGGCCUGGACCACCUCUCCCUAGGGGAGGAGCCUGCCCCACACCAGCAAGUGGAGGAGGCCCUGAACUUCACUCCGUUAGGUUCUGCACCCCUGGACCGGGAGCCCCUGCUGAGUGUGGACUUGGGCACUGCUCAUUCAGCUGCUGUAACUGCCUCUGGUGACUGCUACACUUUCGGCAGCAAUCAGCAUGGGCAGUUGGGUACCAAUGCUCGCCGGGUCAGCCGGGCACCCUGUCAAGUCCAGGGCCUCCAGGGCAUCAAGAUAGCGAUGGUGGCCUGUGGGGAUGCCUUCACUGUCGCCAUUGGGGCAGAAGGUGAAGUGUACUCCUGGGGCAAAGGGGCCCGAGGUCGCCUGGGAAGGAGAGAUGAGGACGCUGCACUCCCUAGGCCAGUGCAGCUGGAUGAGACGCACCCCUACACGGUGACCUCUGUGUCCUGUUGCCAUGGCAACACUCUCCUGGCUAUCCGCCCGGUCACGGAUGAGCCAGUUCCCCCUUGACACACCUGGAUACACUGCUGGGCUACCCUGAUAUUGCUUCUCCUGUGAAUGGUCUUGAAAAGUGCAGGCGCCACACUGGGUUGUAUCAUCAAUGGGGUAUACGGGCCAGUAAAACCCCUGCUCUGCUUUUGGUUCGGGAUAUGGGCUUCCCUGGUGGCUCGGUUCGAUCCCUGGGUCCGGGAGGUCUCCUGGAGUAGGAAAUAGCAACCCACUCCAGUAUUCUUGCCAGGAAAAUCCCCUGGACAGAGGAGCCUGGCAAGCUCCUACAGUCCAUGGGGUCACACCAAGAAUUGGGAUGCGACUUAGCAACUGGACAACAAGAUAUGUAAAACUCAAUCCACCCAAUUCCCCCAACAUCCUAGUUUCCCCUCUCCACCCCUUAUCUUUAGUUAAUAUCCCCAGGGUUCAGCCUGGCUAAAGUUGGAGGCCAGAGUAACUUUUGGAAGCAAGGUGGUCUCCCCAGCCUCUUCAGAAAAAGGCUGGAGGUGGCUGUGUGGCUCCACCCAGAUCCUGCCCCUUCCCCCUAGUUAGAAAAUAAGUCCCUGGUGUCUACUGGGAGAGCAGCGCAGUGCUUUGGAGUAGGGCAAGCUGGGGCCUGCCUGGACUGGCCAUUCCAGCGACCUAGCCCCUGCAUAGCCCUGGGCAGGGAGGUCCCAGGAAUGCUGCCUCCCGCCCCCACUGCUAUACCCAGAGGCAGGAGGUUACAUAAUUUUUGAGUGCCUCCCUUCCCCUGCGGGAGUGCAUGGGCUGCAGUACACUCAGAAGGUGGCCUGUCACUCCAUGCCAUUCCCCCAAAGCAGGUUGGGAGAAGGGGUAGCUGGCUGGACCAGACUAGUUUCCCAGAUGACUGGGAGGUAGCGCCAAUAAAAAAAAAAAAAAAAAAAAAACAGCUGCCUGCCUAGAGUGUGGUCUCUUCAGGGGUGGGGGCGGCCACCCCAGGGCUGGGCUGGGCUGGGCUUGAUCUGGGUAGCAGAGCCGCGGUCCAGGGAGGAAUGUGGGCGCAGCCUGAGGCUGGGGCCGAGGUUCCUCGGGACCGAGGUUCCUCUGGCCCGGGGCCCAGCCCGGCCUCCCUGCCCAGCUGGACUCCCCGGAUCUGGUUGCUAUGCUUCAGCUGCCUAGCACCUGGAGGCUGGAGCCCCGGGCCCCUGGACGACACGUGGCCCCCGAAACCGAGCUGUUGUCUCCGGAGAAGAGAAUCUUUGUGGCGCGGCCCGGCCAGUUCCCCGAGGCCCUCCGCCCCAUCCAGCGUCCGAGCUCCUUCCGACCUCCCCAGCCCUGGAGAGAAGCGGGGCCUCGGUUUUUCUUCCCGAGGGGAAGGGGGAACCCCUGCUCGUCGGCGGUGGCGAGUCUGGCAGAGCACCGACCCCGAAGCCGCCGGCCGGCCGGGUGGGUGGGGAGAGCGGCAGAGAGGGCGCUAGGACCGCGCGGGCG
Molecule: messenger RNA, 3897 nt
Organism: Capra hircus (goat)
Lineage: Eukaryota; Metazoa; Chordata; Mammalia; Artiodactyla; Bovidae
Gene: NEK8
Product: NIMA related kinase 8
Exons: 15
Coding region: 370-2466 (698 amino acids)
Biological process (GO): protein phosphorylation
Molecular function (GO): protein kinase activity; ATP binding
Source: RefSeq, a predicted model, not a curated record